Molecule: messenger RNA, 2101 nt
Organism: Manis pentadactyla (Chinese pangolin)
Lineage: Eukaryota; Metazoa; Chordata; Mammalia; Pholidota; Manidae
Gene: ASPG
Product: asparaginase
Exons: 17
Coding region: 120-1910 (596 amino acids)
Biological process (GO): amino acid metabolic process
Molecular function (GO): protein binding; asparaginase activity
Source: RefSeq, a predicted model, not a curated record
CCCCGCCCUCCCGGGUGCCCUUGGCGCGCCCCGCCGUCUCCCCUUAGUUUACUUAGAGCCCCGCGUGCCCCGCGGCGUCCCGGUCCCCGAGGUCCUCCGGUUCUCGAGGCCGGUCAGGCAUGGCCCGCGCGGCAGGGCCUGAGCGACGGCUCCUGGCCGUCUACACUGGCGGUACCCUCGGCAUGCGGAGCGAGCGCGGCGUGCUUGUCCCCGGGGCAGGCCUGGCCACCGUCCUGAGGGCGCUGCCCAUGUUUCACGAUGAGGAGUAUGCCCGGACCCGUGGCCUCCCUGAGGACACUCUAGUGCUGCCAGCAUGGGUGGGCAGUGAGGGCCACUUGCACUUUCCCAGCGAGGCAGUGGCCAGGACAGCUGCUCCAGUCCGCUUGCCCGCCAGCCCUGACCAGAGGGUCAUCUACACAGUGCUGGAGUGCCAGCCCCUUUUUGACUCCAGUGACAUGACCAUCGUCGAGUGGGUUCAGAUUGCCCAGACUAUCGAGAGACACUAUGAGCAGUAUGAUGGCUUUGUGGUCAUCCACGGCACGGACACCAUGGCCUUCGCCGCCUCCGUGCUCUCCUUCGUGUUGGAAAACCUGCAGAAAGCCGUCAUCCUAACUGGUGCCCAGGUGCCCAUCCACGCCCUGUGGAACGAUGGCCGCGAGAACCUGCUGGGGGCCCUGCUCAUGGCUGCCCAGUACCUGAUUCCUGAGGUCUGCCUGUUCUUCCAGAAUCAGCUGUUCCGGGGCAACCGAGUGACCAAGGUGGACGCGCGCAGGUUCGCGGCCUUCUGCUCCCCCAACCUGCCCCCUCUGGCCGUCGUGGGCACUGAUGUGAUGAUCAACCAGGAGCUGGUGCGGAGGGUCCGACGGAAGGACCAGCUGCUGGUGCACGGCAGCAUGGAGCAAGACGUGGGGCUGCUGCGCCUCUACCCCGGGAUCCCUGCCUCCUUGGUCCGGGCCUUCCUGCAGCCCCCACUGAAGGGCGUGGUCAUGGAGACCUUCGGCUCCGGGAACGGGCCCACCAAGCCGGAGCUGCUGCAGGAGCUGCAGGCGGCAGCCCAGCGAGGCCUCGUCAUCAUCAACUGCACCCACUGCCUGCAGGGCACCGUGACCUCGGACUAUGCAGCCAGCAGGGCCAUGGUGGGAGCUGGCAUCGUCUCCGGCUUUGACAUGACCUCAGAGGCUGCCCUGGCCAAGCUGUCCUAUGUGUUAGGCCAGCCGGAACUGAGCCUGGACAGCAGGAAGGAGCUGCUGGCCAGGGACCUCCGGGGAGAGAUGACACUGCCCACAGUGGACGUGUGCCAGCCCUCGCUGCAGCACAGCCUGCUGGGCCGUGGGGUCACCCAGCUCCUCAGUCUGAGCCAGGAGGCUCAUGCUGUGCGGGAUGCCCUGAUGCCCAGCCUGGCCUGUGCCGUGGCCCGUGCCGGUGAACUGGAGGCCCUGCAGGUUCUUGCAGAACUGGGCAGUGAUCUGAGCCAGGAGGACUUCAACGGUCAAACUCCACUGCACACAGCUGCCCGGGGGGGCCACCCUGGGGUGGUCACCAUGCUGCUGCGGAGAGGAGUGGACGUGAAUGCCCAGGACAAGGACGGCUUCAGCCCGCUGCUGCUGGCUGUGCGGGGCAGGCAUCAGCGUGUCAUUGGGCUGCUGCGGGCAGCGGGGGCCUGCCUGUCCCCCCAGGAGCUGGAGGACACGGGGACGGAGCUGUGCAGGCUGGCAUCCAGAGUGGACCUUGAAGGCCUUCGGGCGUGGUGGCAGGCAGGGGCUGACCUGGGACAGCCGGGCUAUGACGGUCGCAACGCCCUGCUCGUUGCAGAGGCUGCUGGGAACCUGGAAGUGGUGAGCCUACUGCAGAGCCUCCAGCGUGGGCUUGGUGCUCAGGCCCCAGGCCCAGAUGUGCUGCCUGGUGUCUGACCUGAAGCCACCCUGCUGCUGUGGGAGCCAUUCCCUCCCGUGGGACUGAAGGCACCCCACCCCCAGGCACUGCGAUGUGUCCCCUGCUGCUUCCAAGACAGCCUGAAGGUCUUUGUCAGGCAGAGUGGCAAUAAAAUCUCCCUGGGGACAUCUCCCAGUCCCCAAAGCCUGGCUCCAGGGGGUCUGUAUGG